CUUUAAUCUUUCUGACGUCCACAAUUGAGUUAUAAAAUAAGGAAGGAAUUAUAAGGAAGGACGGUAAGGACACACUCUGAAAAAUGUCUUCCGUAUCUGCUGCCAGCAUCGAGUCUGUUGCCAAUGAAGGCCAACAGCAGAAGAAACCACUGAAACCAUGUUGUGCGUGCCCUGAGACAAAGAAAGUCAGGGAUGCUUGCAUCAUUGAGAAGGGUGAGGAAAGUUGCACGAAUCUUAUCGAGGCACAUAAGGAAUGUAUGAGGGCACUCGGAUUCAAGAUUUAAUGCAGCUCUUUGAUCUCUGCUUGUGUGUUGUUGGCUGGCUGUCUUGAAGGGGAUUCUGGAUUUUUCUUAUUUUUAUUUAUAUCUCAACUCAAGGGGAAGGUCUGAUCACUUCAAGGAUGAUGAUAAUAAUAAAAUCAUUACUGGUGUUGCACUGAGUAAAAUGUGUGUGGGCUUUAAGGAGAAUUUAACCUUUUUAUUGUUAAAUGCUUCCUUACCCUGAAGGUAGUUUAUGGGGAUAAAAAGUAGUGUUAACCUUUUUCUUGCAGUAGCUAAAGUGUGCUGUUGAAAUAAAAAGUGAAUCUCUGAUUACACCUUUCUGUAGGUCCAUAAACACUUGCUGGGUGAGGAACCAUCUAACAUUAGGUUGGCAUUUUUAAGAAACCUUUUCUGAUUUUCAAUGAUAUUAUUAAUAUUUUGUUCCUCUGAUUGGGAUUAAAGUAUUCUAUGCAGUGAGA
Esox lucius (northern pike) is the source of this 739-nucleotide messenger RNA. Its product is annotated as cytochrome c oxidase copper chaperone. Lineage: Eukaryota; Metazoa; Chordata; Actinopteri; Esociformes; Esocidae. Gene Ontology annotation, molecular function: copper ion binding; copper chaperone activity. The record is from RefSeq and is a predicted model, not a curated record. Bases 84 to 284 code for a protein of 66 amino acids. Gene Ontology annotation, biological process: mitochondrial respiratory chain complex IV assembly. Gene Ontology annotation, cellular component: mitochondrial intermembrane space. The transcript is spliced from 4 exons.